Molecule: messenger RNA, 2606 nt
Organism: Fundulus heteroclitus (mummichog)
Lineage: Eukaryota; Metazoa; Chordata; Actinopteri; Cyprinodontiformes; Fundulidae
Product: zinc finger protein 501
Exons: 3
Coding region: 224-1420 (398 amino acids)
Source: RefSeq, a predicted model, not a curated record
UCUAGUGGUGAACACCAGGAAGUGCGCUCUUUAGUUCCGCUCUGUGCUACACCGUAAUCAGUCCGCCGGGAAGCCGGAGCAAGGAGAGCAGCAGCAGCAGCUCCAGUUGUCCCCGCAGCUGAAGAAAGGUUCCAUCUCACAACAUCUCUACCAAGAGCUUCAGCUGAACAAUCAGAAGACCUGAAGACCAGAGAGGUUCUGCAGUUUAUCAGGCAGUAGCAGAAUGAUGGAGAACCACGAGAUGAAGAUUGAGGUGAAGGAGGAGAACCACGAGAUGACAAUUGUAGUGAAGGAGGAGCAGAAUGACGAAGUCAAAGUUGAGGAACACCAGGACCAACAACCUGACCAGCUCACUCUGAACACCACAAACCAGACCAACUCAGCCGCCUCGUCUGGUCCCAGUGGCCUACAGGAACAUGAAGAUUAUCACACUGGUGGAGCCCUCACCGCACAGUUUAAAGGAACGACGCAUGGUCAGUCUUUGGAAAAGAAAUACAGCUGUGUCCAGUGUGGAGCCUCUUUUAACACUAAAGGAAAUUUCAUGGCGCAUCAACGACUCCACAUUGGAGAGAGACCAUACAUCUGUGACCAGUGCAGAACAGCUUUUAAAACUAAGAAUAAUUUAAUGGUGCAUCAACAGAUCCACAAUGAAGAGAGACCCUACACCUGUGACCAAUGUGUACUAGCAUUUAAAACUAAAUCCACUUUGCUGAAACAUAAACGGAUCCACACUCAGGAGAGACCAUACUGCUGUGACCAGUGUGGUGCAAGUUUCAAGACUAAAUAUGAUUUAACGGUACAUCAACGGAAUCAUAGUGAAGACAGACCAUACAGCUGUGACAAAUGUGAAGCAGCUUUUAAAACUAAACCUGGUUUAUUUAAACAUCGACGGAUCCACACUCAGGAGAGACCAUAUUGCUGUGACCAGUGUUCUGCAACUUUCAAAACAAAUUACGACUUAAGGGUACAUCAACGGAAUCACACCGAUGAGAGACCAUACAGCUGUGACCAGUGUGGUGCCGCUUUUAAAACUAAAUCUAGUUUACCGAAACAUCAAAGGAUCCACACUGGGGAGAGACCAUACAGCUGUGACCAGUGUGAUGCAACUUUUAGAACCAGAACUGAUUGCAAGAUGCAUCAAAGGAUCCACACUGGUGAAAGACCUUACAGUUGUGACCAGUGUUCUGCAACCUUUCAAAGAAAAUAUACCUUAAAGCUGCAUCGAAGGAUCCACACUGGAGAGAGACCAUACACAUGUGACCAGUGUGAAGCAACCUUUAAAAUCCAAGCUGAUUUAAAGAAACAUCACCGCAUACAUACCGGAGAGAGACCAUACAGCUGUGGCAAGUGUGCUGCAACGUUUAAAACAAUAUCAGGUGCAAGGGAACACAGACAGAUCCACGUGGGAGGAAGACCAUAAAAUUGUGUCCAGCGUGCUGCAACUUUCAAAAUCAAAUGUCAUUUAAAGAAACAAAUGAAGUCAGGUUUAAUGUUACAUUAACAAAGUCAGUAUAGGUUAGUAUCUAAAAACUUUUUAUCAAAACUACAAGUUUUUUAAAAAAAGAAGGCGUGCUCUUUGACCUCGCUGAAGGGGCAGAGCUUCCUGGGUCUGCGUUGUGAUUGGUUGGGAUGUAAUGAUGUAAUAUUAAUCUGCAUAUGGAAGGAAAAUAGUUAUUCUAUUGAACUUUUAUUGACCCUUCUUUCUAUCAUUGAUGCACAUUGUUACUGAAUUAUCGUCCCAGCAGCAUCUUUAGUCACCUGGGACUGAAAUCUGCCUCCAGCCUUAAUUUAUUAAGAAAAGUUCCUCAUCCAGACAUUCUCAGCUCCUUCUACAACAACCUGAACCUGUUCAUCAGUUUGACCUGCUGACCAGAACCAGAACCAGAACCAGAACCGGCUCUGCUGGUUCCUGUUUGUUUGACUCUUGGGCCAUAGACAGGUGGCGCCCCCUGCUGGCCAAUCACAGGAGCCCCCCUGAACACCUUCACCUGUCCUCUGCUCCACACCUGCCGAAACGAAGCAGAGGAGCAACAGGAGGCCCGAUAGGAAGGCUACCAGUGAAACUAGAUCACUUAAAUCUAGUUUCACUUUCAUUCUGCUCAGAUUUUUAUUUUUUCUCGGACUUCUAACAGAGUAAUAAAGCAGCUCUGUUGUUUUAUUACACUGUUUUCUCCACACUCCACUCCUUGCGUAAUAUACCGAAUUACUGUCUACAUUUAAAAUCCCUGUAACACCUACAGAGUAUGCAGUUGUCAGCUGUAUCAGUGCUUUACCAAACAGUGUCUUCAAAGGAACAAAACCUGAUAUAAUACCAGUGCCAUAAAGAAGCAGGAGCCACAAAAAAAAUGUUCCAGUAAAAUGAUCAGGUUUAUAGAGGAUUGCUAUACCUUAUAGCAGGUCCUGUUGGUCCUCUAUAAGUGGAGAAGUUAACUGGAACCACAUCUGGUUACAUGGAGAGAGUUCUAGCGUAACAAAUAAUGUUAAAUAGGUUACCUUGUACACAAUAAAUACCCAGCAAAAAAAAAAAAAAAAAAAAACACUGGAAAGAUUUAAGGUUGAUAUUGACUAUUUUUGCACAUCUCGUGAAAUAAAUACAGAACAAGUUU